AGAAAAAAAAAAGAAAAAAAAAGAAAUCAUUUUCACAUAUUAUUAUAUUUAUCGUUACUUUAUGGUAUGAAAUUUUAUUUCGAAUAAAAGAUACCACUUGUGUAGAAUUUUUAAAAUAGAAUCUACGUUCGACUCAAUGUAGCGGAAGUAUAAAUAGUCGAGAUAACGAAGACAUUAUACAGCAUCCACUUAUGUUAGGGUUAAUAAUAGACUCUACAAGAAAAGCUGGACGGGUGGCGACGAAAUCUCGUUCAUGUCGUCGAAGAGAAUUUUGUUUCACCCUCUCUUUCUCUCUCUCUCUCUCUCUCUCUCUCUCUCUCUCUCUCUCUGUCUCUCUCUUCUCUCUCUCUAUUUCUCCUCUCUAUGUAGCAUAAAACGAGGAUUAUCUUACUCUACCUUCUCCAUAAUUAUGCGUUACACAAUAGUUCUCGUCGUUCCUGACUCACAAGUCGUCCGUCUGCCUUAUUCCGGGCCAACGAGCACGAGCUAUUUCCCAGGCGCAUAUAUCUCCACGGACUGGCAAAUUCCAAAUACGCUUCGAAAUCUCACACUCGAACAAGAUCUCGAAGGCAUUGCCGGCGUUUCCUAUUUCAAACGACCGAAUGGGUAACGCCAGCGAAUAAAACGAUUAGUUACCGCGAUCCUACCUUCGCAAAGCCGCCAAUAAUUAACGACCAUACAUUCCGGUAAUUAAUCAAGGUGUGCGCUCGCAAAUUGGAAACUAUCCUGAGAUUUUGUUCUUGCGUAAAAAUCUAACCGAUAACAUUCAUGUCGAUUAUCAUAUAAACAUUUGCCCGUUAAUAAUAAUAAACUUUUAAGAGAAAAUCAAUUGAACUUAAAUAAAUAAUUGUAAUUGUAAAUAUUUUUGAUAUUUUAAAGUCAGACAAUAAUGAUCGUUUAAAAAUUUUUAACAAUAAUUUAUCCUUUACCGAUAUUUCAUAUAAUUGUCUGACUCAAUUGUUGAACCUGACCGUUCAAACACGCGCUCGAUUCGCGUUCUUUUCAGACCAAUGUACUAUUAGAAAUUAACGUUAAACGUGACCCGACUAAGGAUCUCAUUCGCGUGCGGUAUUAAAUUCGUGUCUCACGGUAGCAAUUCGUUCUUAGGGACGCUGCCGUUUAGAUCACCGCGUUCUCUUUGCCGUUCAAAACUGCCGAACGUUUAGAUCGCUUCGAGGAAUUUCUUUUCAGCUUUUGAAACUUUCACAGAGACACGCACGAUCCAAAUCAUCUCUUAACGUCUAAUAUAUCGUAUUCAAAGUUUCAUUUGUAAAAUUAAAGAUAAGUCGUCGUCGUUUUCGUCGUCGUCGUUCGAAGAAACAAAAAAAUAAAUUUUUUUAAUUUAUACAAUAUCAAUUAUUCGAUCAUGAAAUCAAAUUAAACAUUCGAUUAGACAUAUUUUAUUCAACAUAUUUAUCUUUCUUUCUCAUUUCCACGAACAGCAAGAUCGUACAAAAAUAAGACAGCAGUUUCCAUGCGAGAUCGAAUUUGGAGUGCCUGAUUUGACUGAUCGUGAAUUCGAGUACCCAAGCUGGGCCGUCUAGAUCUCUCUUUCUUCUUUAUCUCUCUCUCUCUCUCUCUCUCUUUCUCUCUCUCUCUCUCCCUCACUCUUUCUCCCUUUUUCUCUCCUCAGCGUUCGGGUACGGCCGCUUGAAGAAAUAUACACGGGACGCGAAAAGCGUCGCGGCGCUGGGCGUCCUGCGUUACGUCGAGUCCGUCGGAAUGUGUAAAUAUACAAGCCGGCGAGAGACAAGCUUACGGGCGCUCUAUAUACACGGCCACCCUGAAUUUAUAAGAAGCCGUGACUCUAACGGCCGAAUCAUGACGUCCGUACCAACUGUCGAAAUCUCGCUAAAAGGCAGGAAGACAGAUUUAAGAGUGGAAGGUACAAAAGUAAAAAAAAAAGCUCACGACAGUCUCGACCCAAGACAUCGAUUGUUUCAAGAUAAUGAGAGAAAGAAACAGAAAGAGAGAGAGAGAGAGAGAGAGAGAGAGAGGAAAAGAGAGAGAGAGAGAGAGAGAGAGAGAGAGAGAGAACAUGAUCGACCCGGCAGAAAUUAGCACGGAGGGAGAAGGAUACGAUACGGCCUUGCUCUUGGAUUCGCAGAACGGCCCGGUGCUGGACCGAUGGAGUAUCUGCUCGGCUGAGGAGGAACCGCUGGUGUUGCAGCAGUUCCUCAGGUUCGCCGAGACGCGUCCGUUCGUGCAGCAGCUGCUGCUGGCCGCCGGAACGCCGGGGACGGAUGCUAUGUCACCAAGCAGACGACCUUCGCCGCCGACGAUGCCACUAGCACACUUGCCACCGCCCUUGCACCUGCUCCACUGCGGCCUCCCACCGCCGGGUUCGAGGUUGCCACCACCGUUACCGCCGCCUCAUCCUCCACCCCCGGUUUCGCACCCCUCAAUUUCGCCUACUACGCAGAAGCAUUAUUCGUCAGCCACGACCGGUGGUAAUCCAGGAAUAACGAGUAAUCGGGGGAACUCGCCACCGAGAACUCUAGAUUCGCAUAUGAACGUGUCACCACUUAACAGACUGCAAAGCAUGCAACCCUUCGAUUUUCGUAAAUUGGGUACAUUAGGCUUGCCAGCGUUUACACCAUUACCACCUGUACCACCUACCGAGCAACUUCUGCAGAGUCGAAAGUCCAUGAGAAAUCCUCAAAGUCCUCAUAGUCCGCCCCAUCAUUCGUCCAGUUCGCAAUUACAGAGGCCUCACGUGCCAGUGGCACCGGUUUCUUCGUCUGCACUUAACUUUGGUCAUCCACUCUCCGUCGCUGUUUCCUCGGGAGCCUUACCACCUACCUUUCCCAGUCAUUUCCCACCGCCACCACCGAUGGUUAAAUCGACCGGUUCCAUUGCCGGCCUGACAGCACCUACGGACGUACACAGUGGCGGUGAAAAGAGUAGCGAGUUUGGCUCGGAAGAGGAUGAGGAUGACGACGAAAACUCCGAUAGUGCAUUGAACCUCAGCAGACGUGACGCCGCAUCGAAACACGUGGCAGCCGAACAUAGACAUCCUCCACCUUUGCCGCUUCAACCUGCGCCUUUAGGAAGGCCACCUGGUAUACCUGGUAGAAAGCCUCAUUCGCCUGGAAAAAGACCAACGGGACAAUGGGGUGCUUCUGCCAAUAUGCCACCCAAUCUAGGCACACCCUUCAUCAAUCCAACCACUGGUAAGAAGAGAGUUCAGUGCAACGUUUGCCUGAAAACAUUUUGCGACAAGGGUGCCCUCAAGAUCCAUUUCAGUGCGGUACAUCUCCGAGAGAUGCAUCAGUGCACCGUCAAGGGUUGCAGCAUGAUGUUCAGUUCGAGGAGAUCAAGAAAUCGGCACAGUGCCAAUCCAAAUCCGAAACUCCAUUCGCCACAUCUCCGAAGGAAGAUAUCACCACACGAUGGUCGCUCCUCAAUGGCUCAUGCGUUAGUUCUACCACCUCAGGUUGGUCUUCCCGUGCCAGCAACAGGACUCAAUCAUUUGCCCUUUGGUUCGUUUCCUCUGUUAACUCCACCAUCCGAACUGCGUUCACCUGCCUCUCUCUGUGCCUUGGACUUCAAGCAUCUCGACCUGUCUUCAACGCAAAGCCAAGGUAGACCUUAUGAGGAGGCUCUUCAACAGAGAAUGCCAGUGAGCACGGGCUUACCUACUAGCACGGUUUCCACUACAGUGUCUAUGACGACGAGUAGCGGAGCGUCUACCGUUGCCGCGUCGAUGACCACUACUACAACGACGACUAGAGGUGGAUCGUUUUCAGGUGGUGCGACUAGUUGCACGGUGUCACCAUCGACAUCGAUGAUACCUGAGAAUGAAGAAGACGAUGACGAAGACGACGGUGGCAUUGUCGUAGUUGCCGAAGAUGAAACGAACGAUGUACCUUCCAGAUUGCAUUCUCGUAUGGCUCAUGGCGAUGAAGACGACGAACAACCUGCUGACUUCAGUUUAGCCAAACGGCCGAAACUCUACUUCACCGAUAUGGCUGACGAAGAGAACAUCAGUAAUAUUGAUAGCAAUGAGGACGACUCCGUUGGUGGCACCGAUCAGCAUUCCUUUAGUGUUGGUCAACACACCCUCAACUCGAAUACCCUUCUCCACAGCAGGGGAGUACGUAAAAGGAAGUCCCAGCAUCCAACGAGAUGCGCCGUUUUAUCGGAAGUGCAUUCCUCGUCAACGGAUGGUGACUCCUCAAACGACGAGGAACGAGUUCAGCGACGUUGUCAACCGGAUGGUGGAAUCGUCCGAGCGAUAGACGAUUUUCAGAAUCAACCGGAGGACAUGUCGAUGUCACGGCUCGAAGCAGAAGAACGUAAGGUCUCGCCAGCCUCGCCGAAGAAUCCAGACACGAAGUGCCGUAACUCACCGGAGACGACUUCAAUCAGUGAACGAGAAACAACGACGACAAUGGAGAGUGUCCGUAGGGAAACAGCAAAAGAAAAGGUCGACGAUCUACCUCAGGACGAACCGAGAGACCUCAGUUCGAGGGCGAGCAGUGUCAAAUCGCCAAAAUGUCAGAUCAGUCCAGAACCAAAAAGUUUGCAUGAGCCAAGUGUGGAGGGUAACUCGACUACUGCAGUCUGUGAUUCGGCAUCUGAGUCUCAAGAACGGGCGAGACGAAACAAAAUAGGAGAACAAGAAAUGCAGGUCGGCAAGAGCGAAGAUAAAAUUGUGGUUUCGAGAAACGAGUUGGAGACGACAGAGGACAAGAUCGUCCGACAAAACUCAGACGAUGUUAGGAGGCGAGGUGAAGAGGAACAGGAGGAGGAGGUGGAGGAUGAGGAGAACGAGAGGACGCAGGACGAGGAAGAUGAGCCAAUGGAGGAGGUCGAGGAUGAUGAUGAUGAUGAUGAGGUGGACGAAGCGCUGCGCAAUCAGGAAGGUGAGCGUCCCGAUGAUCCCCCCCGUGCCCCGAGCUCGGUCGAGAGCCGUCCAACGACAGCCGACGAGCUCUCCCACGACUCCUCGACCAACACUUUGCGUCAACUCGAGUCCUUGUCGCAGGGUCGCACGAUGAUGCCGUACACCGAGACGCAACGGGUGGCUUCGAGGUCUGGCCGCGGCUCUACCAGCCCCGUCAGCCUCACGACGCACCAGGAGACCACCAUGGACAACUCCUCACAUGGCUCUCGUUCAUCCAGCGCUUCACCCUCCACAGCGGCCAUGGAUAUGGACAAUAGCCUGAUAACCUACGCGAGAUACGAGAAUGGUGGCUUCGUCAGUACCCAGGAGGUUCCGCUUGAUCGUGAGAAUCCACGGCGUUGCACGGCCUGUGGCAAGGUCUUUCAGAAUCACUUUGGUGUGAAAACUCAUUACCAGAACGUCCAUCUCAAGCUGAUGCACCGUUGCAGCGUUGACGGUUGCAACGCGGCCUUUCCCUCGAAGAGGUCCCGUGAUCGUCACUCUGCCAAUCUCAAUCUCCAUCGGAAGUUACUCUCGACCUCCUCGAGUCCGCCCCUUUCAUCAGGUAGCCUGCCAUCCAGUUUGUCGCCGCGUGUCGAGGAUGCUCCGAUGAAUCCUCUUCUGCACAACGAGUUCCUUGCGAGACUCUACGCUGACGCGGGUAUCGGUACUGCUGGGAUCGGAGCCGCCGCAGCCAUUGGUACGGGCAUCGGUCCACUCGGUGCUUAUCCCCUGACACCUAGACUUCCACCAUCAGCGGUAGAUCUAGCUGCCAGGAUACCACCGCCGCAUCCGUUGCUUCUUCCACCUCAUCUGGGCGCCACAUUUCCAGGCCUGUCCUCUUUUGCCUCACACUUGGCUGGGCUGAAUGGUUUGACUCAUCAACACUUGAACCACCUGACGAGACUUUCUCAGGAACAAGCAACCAGACAACCCUCUCGCUCGGCCUCACCGUUAUCAUCUCCUGGCUCGGACGAUAGGAAAGAGGAAGCCAGAUGUACCGUACCAGGCUGCGAUCGCGUCUUUGGCUCGAGAGCUGUCAGAGACGCACACUCGAGGGAUCCCCAGGCUCAUCGAGAUCUGUCGAUUCUCUCUACUAGCGGCUCGUGACCGUUCUUCUGCCGCGAACGCGACUAUUAUCCCUUACUGUGAUGCCAAAAUCCUAAACGACGAUUCCGAUCGAUCGCCGAUCAUGUUGAUCUCCCAGGGUAUCCAGGGUCCACCCGUACUAUCGUCUCGCGCUAAUCCACGUGCAAUAUAAUCGAAGGACAACGCCUAAAAAAAUAUCGCUGAUCAUUCGUUACAUUCACUUCUACUUUUAUUCUACUUGCGUUCGUCAAUUUUCUUUUUCAAAUCGGCUACGAUCUCAAACAAUCGACGUGCUUCGAACGCUCCAAUCUAGUCAACUUGGUAUCUCUAUCGGUGGGUCCAGAAGUCGAUAAGAAUUCUCGCACAAAGAGAACCAACCUGUCCGAUUCCUGAAAUUUCGUGUUUCUCUUCGCUUGGAGUUCUAGCACGAUUACCGAAGCAUAUCUGUGAGGCGCAGUGAUAUUUUUGAGGGCGCUUUGUCUUCUUCCUAGCUGCGCGAGUACUUUCAGCUCAUAAACUACGAUUUCUUUCUUUCUUUCCAUCACUUCUUCCUUCUCUGUUUCUCCAUUUGCAAGAAUUUAUUUGUCUUUUUUUUAGACCAUCAAAGUUACAAACGGAAAAAUAGAAGUAUGAAAGAAAAAAAAGAGAAAGGGAAAAAGAGAGAAGGAAAGAGAGAGAGAGAGAGAGAGAGAAAGAGAGAGAAAAAUAGGAUCAACAAUACCAUUUGAAAGGAGAACACGAGACGAGAGGGGUGGAUCGAGAGUACCGACUCGGUGUGUUCGAGAAAAAGGCGUUCGCGUUAAUCGAUCCCCAGAUCGAUACGCGAUCUAAUUUUAUCAUCGUUGUGAUAACGUAACGUUAGCGAAUACGUCACUAUUUAAUCAAUAAUCAAUUAGCACUGCUGUAUAUAUAAACAUAGUACCUUUCGGUGUAUCGCGUAAUUAUCGAUUAAGCUACGAGGGAAGCGCGACCGAUCGACGGACGUUUUUACCCAAAUCGGGGAUAAACAGACCGUGAGAAGAGAAGACUUUUGUAAACGGUUCGAAUAAACGAUAGGAAUGAGGACUUUAAAUUAGCGAAUAAAAAAUCAGAGCGAUAUCAAACGAUAUGUUGGCAGCUAGAGAAAAUGAAAAGGAAUGAAAGAGAGAGAAAGAGAGAGAAAGAGAGAGAGAGAGAGAGAGAAAUAAAAAAAAUGCAAUCUUUACACGGUUCUAAAAUAAAAAUCGUGAGAUGCGUAGACCUUUCGACAUUCGAAGGGCCAAGGGUGUCGUGCGAUCGGUAAAGAUGUCAAAAAGAAAAAAAAAAACAGAAGAUAAAAAAAGAACAAGAGAGAAUAAAAAUUACAAAAAAUAUGGAGAGAGAACAAUAUUAGAGAAUGAACCGACCAGCGAAUCAAAGCGACGCGUGACGGCGACGUCUCGUGCUAGAUAUAAA
Messenger RNA from Vespa velutina, 7411 nucleotides. Its product is annotated as zinc finger protein basonuclin-2-like. Gene Ontology annotation, biological process: regulation of DNA-templated transcription. NCBI's taxonomy places the organism in Eukaryota, Metazoa, Arthropoda, Insecta, Hymenoptera, Vespidae. Bases 1949 to 5998 code for a protein of 1349 amino acids. Gene Ontology annotation, cellular component: nucleus. The transcript has 2 exons. The record is from RefSeq and is a predicted model, not a curated record.